UGUACAAUGCCUCCUCUUCCCAUGCCAGACGAAUUUCUGAUAGAUGAAGAGGAGACUCACUUGAAAAGUGAACUCGAAAAUAAUGCAGUUCCAUCGUCCGUUGAUAAUUCAAACGGAUUAGUCAUACGCGUUGAACACGAACGCGAAACUGCGGAAUUUGAUUCGCCGGGUAACCUUGAAGAAGAGGUUGACUCGUUGACCCUGUUUAUUUCUGUUUCCGAUGUCCGGAUCUAUGCACACGUAAUUUUUCGAAUUCAUCAGCACAUUGAAUGCGUCAUUCGGGAGUGCAAUGCAUGGAAAAACCCGGAGGAUCGUAUUCCGUUAAAGUGGGACCUUCACGUUUGCAAUAAAAAAAUGUUGCGGGCCAAAAAGAUUAUGAAAAGGGUGGCUGAACUGCGGAAGCAGGCACGUCAAGAAAUGGUUCUAUUAAUUCGUCGAUUCGGACGUCUAAACAUUCCUCGUCUUGUAACAGACGAAUUUAACAAAUUAUUACGUUCUUGCGACAGGGCCGAUAAUUUCAUGAACUAUGCAGUUGAAGCAGCUUCUAGACUGCAUGUAAUGUAAAUGAUAUUAUGGUAUGAUGUGAUUUUGUACGGUUUAAUAUUCUGUUAUGAAAAGGUGUCUUGUGUGCCAAAGUUUACGUACUUUAUUGCUUGUGUUGCUUUGAA
Daphnia magna is the source of this 668-nucleotide messenger RNA. RefSeq lists its product as uncharacterized. The transcript has 2 exons. Lineage: Eukaryota; Metazoa; Arthropoda; Branchiopoda; Diplostraca; Daphniidae. The record is from RefSeq and is a predicted model, not a curated record. The coding region runs from base 7 to 564 and encodes 185 amino acids.